AUGGCAUUUUCCCACUCUGUCCAUCAGUUGGUAGAGAACACAGAUGAGACCUAUUCCAUCAACAAUGAAGCUCUCUAUGACAUUUGCUUUAGAACCCUGAAGCUGACCACACCCACUUAUGGUGACCUGAACCACUUGGUGUCUGCCACCAUGAGUGGAGUCACCACCUGUCUGAGGUUCUCAGGCCAGCUGAAUGCUGAUCUGUGCAAACUGGCAGUGAACAUGGUGCCAUUCCCCUGCCUGUACUUCUUCAUGCCAGGGUUUGAACCUCUAACCAGCCAUGGUAGCCAGAAGUACCAUGCUCUGACGGUACCUGAACUCACUGAGCAGAUGUUUGAUUCUAAAAACAUGAUGGCUGCCUGUGACCCCUGCCAUGGCCUCUACCUGACUGUGGCUGCCAUCUUCAGGGGCCACAUGUCUAUGAAGGAGGUGGAUAAGCAGAUGCUCUAUGUGCAGAACAAAAACAACAGCUACUUUGUGGAGUGGAUCACCAACAAUGUGAAGAUAGCCAUGUGUGACAUUCCACCCCGUGGCCUCAAGAUGUUUGCCACCUUCAAUGGCAAUAACAUGGCUAUUCAGGAGCUGUUCAAGUGUAUUUCAGAGCAGUUCAUGGCCAUGUUCUGUCAUAAGGCUUUCUUGCACUCGUACACAUGUGAAGGCAUGGAUGAGAUGGCGUUCACUGAAGCAGAGAGAAACAUGAAUGACCUGGUGUCUGAGUAUCAGCAGUACCAAGAUGCCACUGCUGAUGAACAAGGGAAAUUUGAGGAGGAAGAAGGGGAGGAUGAGGCUUAG
Messenger RNA from Dromiciops gliroides (monito del monte), 792 nucleotides. Its product is annotated as tubulin beta-2A chain-like. Gene Ontology annotation, molecular function: GTP binding; structural constituent of cytoskeleton; GTPase activity. The transcript has a single exon. Lineage: Eukaryota; Metazoa; Chordata; Mammalia; Microbiotheria; Microbiotheriidae. Gene Ontology annotation, biological process: neuron migration; microtubule cytoskeleton organization; mitotic cell cycle. Gene Ontology annotation, cellular component: cytoplasm; microtubule. Bases 1 to 792 code for a protein of 263 amino acids. The record is from RefSeq and is a predicted model, not a curated record.